AUGACUACAUUAGAUCAAUCAUACGUAACAAAUGGUAGUUGGAAACCAGAUCUUUUCAAAGGUAAAGUUGUUUUCGUCACUGGAGGCGCAGGUUCAAUUUGUAAAGUUCAAACCGAAGCUUUGAUUUUAUUAGGUGCAAACGCAGCUAUUGUUGGUAGAAACAAGGAAAAGACCGAUGCCGCUGCAAAGGAAUUGGAAGGAUUAAGAUCAGGUGCCAAAGUUGUUUCAUUGCCAAAUAUUGAUGUCAGAGAUAUCAAGCAAAUGUCGGCUGCCGCAAACAAAGCAGUCCAAGAAUUGGGUAGAAUUGAUUUUGUUAUUGCCGGUGCUGCAGGAAACUUUUUGGCCGAUUUUACCCACUUGUCCUCCAACGCAUUCAGCUCGGUUGUCAAUAUUGAUUUAAUUGGUUCGUUCAAUACCGUUAAGGCUUGUUUUGAAGAAUUGAGGAAAAACAAGGGAGCCAUCAUCUUUGUCAGUGCAACAUUGCAUUACUACGGUGUUCCAUUCCAAAUUCACGUUGGUGCUGCCAAGGCCGGUGUUGAUGCCUUGUCAAAUGCCUUGGCCACUGAAUUGGGACCUCUUGGUAUUCGAUCAAACUGUAUCGCUCCAGGUCCUAUUGCCGAUACCGAAGGUAUGAGAAGAUUGGCACCUGGUACUUUAGAUAGUGUUAAGAAUGGUGUUCCCUUGCAAAGGUUGGGAAGCAAGCAAGAUAUUGCUGAUGCUACUGUUUAUUUAUUUUCACCAGCCGCAAGUUUUGUCACUGGUGAUGUCUUGGUUGUUGAUGGUGGUGCAUGGCAAAUUGGUCAAGGUAUUGGAAGUGCUGACUACCCCGUUACACUCAAAAAUGUGCAAAAUGGUGAGGUUAACUUUAAGUUAUAG
This is a messenger RNA of Lodderomyces margitis, 876 nucleotides long. RefSeq lists its product as uncharacterized. Gene Ontology annotation, biological process: fatty acid catabolic process. The transcript has a single exon. The coding region runs from base 1 to 876 and encodes 291 amino acids. NCBI's taxonomy places the organism in Eukaryota, Fungi, Ascomycota, Pichiomycetes, Serinales, Debaryomycetaceae. The record is from RefSeq and is a predicted model, not a curated record. Gene Ontology annotation, molecular function: 2,4-dienoyl-CoA reductase (NADPH) activity.